Messenger RNA from Aphanomyces invadans, 492 nucleotides. RefSeq lists its product as hypothetical. Lineage: Eukaryota; Oomycota; Saprolegniomycetes; Saprolegniales; Verrucalvaceae. The transcript has a single exon. Bases 1 to 492 code for a protein of 163 amino acids. The record is from RefSeq and is a predicted model, not a curated record.
AUGGAGCACGUUGCGCACGGCGACAUUGACCGCGCUGCCUUGGCCUUCGUACCAGCAGUGGUGCUGGGUCACCCACGCACCAUACAUGCUCGAGAACGCAAUGCCAAACAAAACUUCUCCACACGAAAUGAGUCCGUACACGAUUGCGAUCAACGCCAUCGUGGAUUGCACCGGCUGACGUUCGCCUGGCGACAGCAUGUGCAUCCGACGCGUAAACACUCCACACACGAGGCUCGUGAACGCUUGGAUCAGGAGGUGGGUCACUUGGAUGUUCAUGUCGGUGGAGUGCGUCACCGCCAUCUUGGAGCUUGGCCACCACACGACGGACCCGAUGCUGACCAACGCGCCCGUGAUGAGCGCCACGUUGAACAGUGUGUACGUGAUCAAAACGUCGUGCGGCGUGAGCGCGUCAAUUUUGAGAUCUGUCGUGGACACGAUCGACAACCGUUUGAUUUUGAACCGGCUGAGCGACCCCACGCGUUGGGCAAAUAA